GCCUGCGCCGCCGCGGGGUGCUGCUAGUUGGUCCGCACGUGGAACCGCUCCUGGUCCUGUUGACCCGGGCCCCGCGGAAUCUCCAGCUGGGUCCGGUUCGGGACUGGGCGCCCGCCAUGGCGGCUACUGCGGCGGAAACGCGCAUAUUUCUGGAGGUGCGGAGACAGCUGCAGAGCGCGCUGCUGAUCUUGGGAGAACCGAAAGAAGGAGGUAUGCCCAUGGAUAUUUCCAUAAUGCCAUCUUCACUCCAGAUGAAAACCCCUGAAGGCUGCACAGAAAUCCAGCUUCCAGCAGAGGUCAGGCUUGUACCUUCCUCUUGCCGUGGGCUACAGUUUGUUACUGGAGAUGGACUGCACCUGCGGCUGCAGGCGCAAGCAGAAUUAGGCACAAAACUGAUUUCAAUGUUUAAUCAAAGCUCGCAAGCCCAAGAAUGUUGCACAUUUUAUUGCCAAUCCUGUGGUGAAGUCAUAAUAAAAGACAGGAAGCUCCUCAGGGUGCUCCCACUGCCGAGUGAGAACUGGGAAGCUCUAGUUGGAGAAUGGUGUUGUCAUCCUGACCCCUUUGCUAAUAAACCACUUCAUCCGCAAGAGAAUGACUGUUUUAUUGGAGACUCUUUCUUCUUGGUGAAUUUAAGAACCAGUUCGUGGCAGCCAAGACCUGAACUGUCCCCAGUGGAGAUGUGCUGUGUUUCUUCUGACAACCAUUGUAAAUUGGAACCAAAGGCAAAUACCAAAGUAAUUUGUAAGCGUUGCAAGGUAAUGUUGGGAGAGACCAUGUCAUCAGAAACCACCAAGUUUUACAUGACAGAGAUAAUCAUUCAGUCAUCUGAGAGGAGUUUCCCCAUCAUACCAAGGUCUCGGUUUGUCCAGAGCGUGAUCACCCAGUGUCUGGUGCAGCUCUCGUCUGCUAGAAGUACUUUUAGAUUCAGGAUUCAAGGUCAGGACGACAAAGUGUAUAUCUUGCUGUGGCUUUUAAAUUCAGACAGUUUGGUGAUUGAAUCAUUGAGAAAUUCUAAAUAUAUCAAAAAAUUUCCAUUGUUGGAAGACACAUUGAAAGCAGAUUCUAGUUCUGCCUGGAGUGCUAUCAAGGUCCUCUACCAGCCAUGCAUCAAAGGCAGGAAUGAAAAACUUGUCAGCUUGUGGGAAAGUGACAUCAGCGUCCACCCGCUAACCCUGCCCUCUGCAACCUGCUUGGAGCUGCUGUUGAUAUUAUCAAGGAGUAAUGCCAAUCUGCCUUCAUCCCUUCGCCAUAUGAAUUCCUUUCAGGUGGCCUUUUUGAAGAUGUAACUGUGAAGCUGGGCAUUCUCCUCCCCUGGCAGACAGCUCUCAAGCAGGAGCACACUGAGGCCAGCAGUCAGCUCAGGAGGCAUCAGUUACAAAGACAAGAUCCAGAGCUAUGAGAUAAGAGCAUUGCAUUGAAGUUUUAAGUUCACUUGUUUGCAUAUAUUCUCUAAGAGAGGAGUUAACUUUAGAUCUUUGAAAACCCAGGACUGUGAAGAAAGUCGUAGUAGCAGGUUGAGGCAAGUAUAGAAGUUACAUCUCUAUUUCCCACAGAGAGGAAUAUUCACAUAUGUGCUGUGUCAGCACCACCUGGAAGGUUAUUAGCUAAUGGAGACCCAUCUGUCCUGUGUGGAAUCCAGUGAGGAAUUUUAUUGGUGGAACUGAAUGUUAACUGCUAUAGAUCCUAGGAGAUAAACUUUUAAAGAGUUUCUUAGGAUCAUUUAAAACAAAUUUUAAAAAAGAAAAAUAGAAAACAUUUAAUACUUUAUUCAGAGGAGAUGCUCAGUAGAUGUUUGUUGAAUGAAUGAUUAUCAAAUCAAAGGAUUUCCCAUUUAUGCAAA
Molecule: messenger RNA, 1840 nt
Organism: Chlorocebus sabaeus (green monkey)
Lineage: Eukaryota; Metazoa; Chordata; Mammalia; Primates; Cercopithecidae
Gene: UBE3D
Product: ubiquitin protein ligase E3D
Biological process (GO): protein autoubiquitination; proteasome-mediated ubiquitin-dependent protein catabolic process; protein monoubiquitination
Cellular component (GO): ubiquitin ligase complex; nucleus; cytosol
Molecular function (GO): cyclin binding; ubiquitin conjugating enzyme binding; ubiquitin protein ligase activity
Source: RefSeq, a predicted model, not a curated record